Messenger RNA from Pogona vitticeps (central bearded dragon), 3588 nucleotides. The record is from RefSeq and is a predicted model, not a curated record. NCBI's taxonomy places the organism in Eukaryota, Metazoa, Chordata, Lepidosauria, Squamata, Agamidae.
CUCAUCUUGAGACUUACAUGUUAAACAAGCUGUGAACGCUGAACUGCAGAAGUCGCAUAUCAAAGAAGCACAAAAUGGACGAUGUGGCUAAAACUGGGAUGGAUUGUCAGCUAGCAGACCAAGUCCAGAAGGAGACAGAGCUGAUACUGAGACCUUAUGCAAACUGGGAGGCAUAUUUGAUCCCCGGACCUCUCUCCAUUGCCAUCUUAGGAGAACUGGCUCGCAUCUCUGUGAGCCAGGGAGACUUCUCCAUUAACACAAAUCCACGCAGAGGAGGAUUCAAACACAUCACCUCUCCAGAAUCAUUCCUCGCAACUCUAAUGCAGGUGAGCAACACAGGCUGGGAGGCCUUUAGCACUGCUCACAAGAACAUGGACAAGAUCAGACUUUUAUCCAUGAGUAUUCCUGAGCAAAUGAAAAUUCUCAUCCAGAUUCUGUCACAGGAUAUCGAAGUGGUGACCACUCUUCUGCCUGGGCAGCUAAACAACAUCAAAACUGUAGCUGAUAAAUGCAUAUCAUUGGCUUUGGCGGUGGAAAACAAAUUCAGUGAGGUCAUCCAUCUGAUCCAGGAGGUUCUAGAAGCUUGCCUGAAUUCCAAAAGUGAAUAUAAGAAAAAAAUUGAAGAGACCGAAAGGAUCUUAAAAGUCUUAAAUGAAAAAGAAAUGCAAGCAAAAAAAGCCCAGCAGUUGGCAGAGGAGUAUUGCAAGCGUGUAAAAGAAAGAACUGAAGCAACUUUUGAUGAUUACAGAAUGGCUGUCAAAAACAUUCCUGAGGGAUGGGCAGCUGUAGGCAUGGAACUUGUUGAGUCUAUGACAGCAAACAUAUGUAUACUAUAUAUUUUCUUUGCCACCCUUAUGUUUGGUAGAUGUCCAAGUAAUAAAGUCAAUAGCAGUGCCAAGCGUGGAAUUGAUAAACCUGAAGACACGAAAGUCAAUAGCAGUGCCAAGUGUGAAACUGAUACACCUGAAGAUAAGGAAGUCAAUAGCAGUGCCGAGUGUGAAAUUGAUAAACUUGAAGAUAAGGAAGUCAAUAGUAGUGCCAAGUGUGACACUGAUAAACCUGAAGAUAAGAGUCAAGAUGAGCCUGACAGUAGAACUGAAGAGGACCCCAUAGCAUUGUGUAACAUCUACUGUCAAGCACCGCUACUUAUAUUUUUAGGAAAUAAUCUCAAUCAGCUCGUUGACGAAGAAGGCAACCUCAAGAUGGAUCUCCUUUACAAUGAAAAAGACAAGAAGGUCAACUCAUCUUGGAUCAAAGAAAAUGCUGAGCAACUGAGAGACAAGAUUAACCAAGAAAAAGAUUGUAGCAUGAAGAAUGUGUUCUUGGAAAUAUGCAAUUCCAUCAUCGAUCUUUGUCAGAAACUGUCUGAAGUAGUAGUGUCUGCGGAGCCGACCACUGGUAAGAAAGAUUUAAAAGAAAAAAUUAAACGUGUAGUGCAAAAAAUCGCCCACUUUGACCGUAAGAGCAAAUCACGUGCUCAGGCAGCAAUGUUGGUUCCUAUGAUCCCAGAUAGUACUAAAAAGUGCAAACCAUGGUUUGAAGAUAAAUUGCAGGAAUUCGGAGUAGUGAGCAAAGCCACUUUCAAAUUAACACAUCAUCAAGAAUUGCUGCUGACCACUGAAGAACAGUACCAGAGAAGUAUUGAAAAUCUGGAAGAGAAGAACGAGGAGCUGAUCGAUAUACUCAAUCACAUGAGGAAAUGUGAGACAAAGGAGAUCGAUUUUGAAAAAGCCAGGAAGAUGUUGAUUGAUGGGCUGAGUGCUUUCGAACAAGUGAAAGAGCAAUGGGAAAACAUGGUACGUUUCUUUCAGAUGAUCUCCAGCCUCACUGAGUCCUGCCUCAACUGUCGCAUCACUGAAUUUGUAAGUUCAGCUGAAAGUGUACAGAAAAUUGCCAGCUACUUCAGCAAUGACUUUUUGAAAGACCUGAUCUACAAGCAGGCAUCCAGUGCUUCCAAUGUGGCUCAUUUAGUGCACAUGAUUUCUUCAACUUACACAGAGAUUUCUUCACAGUAUCUGCUGGGCAGCAUCAGCAGCCUUGGCCGGCUUAUCUCCAUGGACCCUUCCAACCCCAGCUUUGAGGAAGAGUGCAGGAAGUUAGCAGAUGGAUGCAACAGUGCCCAAAAUGCCAUAAAGGGGCUGAUUCUUCAGAGGAAGAAAGAAUUUGAAAACUGUGUGUAUGGCAGAGUGGCAGAAUUCUCUUUGGAGCAGAAGGCUGACCUUCUAGAAGUGAUUGGGGAAGAGAAAAGGGCAGUUGAAUACCAUGCAGAAGGGUGUGAGCACCUUCCCUUUGAAGAAAAAUGACUCAUUUGUAAAGAACUGUGUGUCACCCAACAAAAAGAUUGAAAAAGCCUGAAGAUUAAUCAAAUCUUUAUUUUUUUUUCUGUUUUCAAAGUUUUGAAAGGACUCAAGAGAUAUCAAGGGCUUUCAUAGUAAGGGAAUUAGAUACAAAGGAAAAUGCUGUUGUGGUUUUAUGACAUGUGUAAAAAAGGGAAUUUUGGAAUGUGAGGUUUCCUAUGCCAACUUGCUUUCAAAAAUUCAUGAGAUAUCUUGAGAUGACAUGACAUAAAUGCCUCAAAUCAACUCAUUAGAAAGACAAGAGUUUUAUCUGAUCACAUUAGAUCAGGGCGGAUCUUUUUACUUGAUCACAUUAGAUCAGGUGUACAACCUGUGGCCCUCCACAUGUUAAGAGACUACAACUCUCAUCAGCUCCAGCCAUUAUACUCAACUGUGAGGGAUUAGGGGAGUUGUGGUCCUAAAAAUGUGCAGAGGGCCAAGGUUGCCCAAUUAAAUUCUAAGAGUCUGUGCAAAGCUGGUUUGCUUUGGGAACUCUGGAUGAAUGAAAAGCCACUUUUGAGUAAUUUUAAUUGAAUAAUGUAAUAUUUACAAGAGAAGCAUAUAAGGCACAAUGACAUUUUGUGGGUGAAUUUGUGUCGAAUAUGGUCUCAUGGAAAGUGCCAAGUGGCUUCCAGGAAAAUACUGCUUUAAAAAAAGGAAAAGAAAGCAUAAGAUCCAUGAAAAAGUUUGGAAAUACCACUUUUCUUCCUAAGGUUACACCAUUUGCGGUGUUUGCGCUGCACCAGUGUAACCAGAUAGAUAUGGGGAUUGGGGUGACUAAGUCUGUCUUUAAAAUAGCACAAGAUAUGUUUUUUUUAAAGAAUAAUAUCAGAACUCUCUAUGAUAAUGGGGGUCAUAAAUUCUGGAUAGCUUUGAGCAAACUAAACAGAAUCUUUCUCGAUUUAUUCAGUUUUCUCUUAUUCACCCCUCCUUCUAAUUAUUUCCUGCUAAUGCUGUAUAACAGUUGAGCCAUUAUUUUAAUCCACUGAGUGUUAAAUCAGGCUUUUAACUGUUAGUUUCUUCCUUUAAAGUUCAAUUUUACUUUUAUAUUUGAACGCCGUAUGUUUCACUUCACUGAUUCCUUUCUGUCUUUCCAUUUAUAAAAACCUUCAUUGAGCAUUCACUGUUUUUUAAACGUAAAAAGCCUUCUUGUAAGGGUGUCACUCCACAACUGUUGUCACAGACCGAGUCUGAUCAAAUCUCAUAUACAAGCUAUUUUGAGAAGGAUUGUGAAUGAUUAUACACUUGCUGU